Messenger RNA from Carlito syrichta (Philippine tarsier), 2736 nucleotides. RefSeq names its product nucleoporin 62 (gene NUP62). The record is from RefSeq and is a predicted model, not a curated record. Lineage: Eukaryota; Metazoa; Chordata; Mammalia; Primates; Tarsiidae. Gene Ontology annotation, cellular component: nuclear pore central transport channel; nuclear pore. The transcript has a single exon. Gene Ontology annotation, molecular function: phospholipid binding; structural constituent of nuclear pore. Bases 72 to 1640 code for a protein of 522 amino acids. Gene Ontology annotation, biological process: protein import into nucleus; RNA export from nucleus.
CCCCAAGGUUGUAGACACCGACGGACUUGCCUUGGGAGCCGGAGCAGCUGCUGCCACCAGAGUCUGGCACCAUGAGUGGGUUUAAUUUUGGAGGCACCGGGGCCCCUACAGGCGGGUUCACGUUUGGCACCGCAAAGACAGCAACAACCACACCCGCGACGGGGUUUUCUUUCUCCACGUCUGGCACUGGAGGGUUUACUUUUGGGACCCCCUCCCAACCUGCUGCAAGUGCCCCUUCUACCAGCCUGUUCUCACUCUCCACCCAGGCUCCGGCGACACAGACGUCGGGGUUCAGUUUUGGGACAACAACUCCUGCUUCCGGAGGAACCGGAGCCGGGUUUUCUUUGGCAAUCAACGCUCCUAAGCUAAACUUGACCAACACCGCUGCCCCUCCAACCACAGCGACAAACCCCAGCGGCUUUGGAUUGGGCAGCAGCAGCACCCUCACCAAUGCCAUCUCAAGCACUGUCAUCUCCAGCCAGGGGACGGCACCCGCCGGCUUUGCGUUUGGCUCCUCCGCCACCUCUGCUGCUCCGUCCACCACAUCUGGAGGGUUCUCGUUCACUGGCGGAAGCACGCCCCAGACCGGGACCUCCGGCUUCAACAUUGGCUCAGUGGGGACUUCCACCCAGCCCACAGUACUCACCGGAUUGCCCUUCACUCCAGCCACCCCGGCAGCUACUGUAGCAGGAGCCACACAGCCAGCCGCUCCCACACCAGCUGCUGCCUCCACCAGCACUGGGCCCAGCCUCUUUGCCUCAAUAGCCACUGCUACAGCCUCGACUGCCACCGGGCUCUCCCUCGGUGCCCCGGCAACCACAGCUGGAGCUCCCGGGGCUGGAACACUGAGCUUCAGCUUAAAGGCCCCUGGAGCAGCUGCAGGCACCUCGGCGGCAACAUCUACCACUGCCACCACCACCGCCGCCGCUGCCACCGGCUUUGCCUUGAAUCUAAAACCACUGGCACCAGCUGGGCUCCCCAGCAAUGCGGCAGCCACCGUCACCGCUCCCCCUGGCCCCACUGCAGCUACUGGGGCGACUACCAGCCCUGCCAUGACCUACGCACAGCUGGAGAGCCUGAUCAACAAGUGGAGCCUGGAGCUGGAGGACCAGGAGCGGCACUUCCUCCAGCAGGCCACCCAGGUCAACGCCUGGGACCGCACGCUGAUCGAGAAUGGGGAGAAGAUCACCAGCCUGCACCGCGAGGUGGAGAAGGUGAAACUGGACCAGAAGCGGCUGGACCAGGAGCUCGACUUCAUCCUGUCCCAGCAGAAGGAGCUGGAAGACCUGCUGAGUCCGCUGGAGGAAUCGGUCAAGGAGCAGAGCGGGACCAUCUACCUGCAGCAUGCCGACGAGGAGCGCGAGAAGACCUAUAAGCUGGCCGAGAACAUCGAUGCGCAGCUGAAGCGCAUGGCCCAGGACCUCAAGGACAUCAUCGAGCACCUGAAUACAGCCGGGGGCCCGGCUGACACCAGCGACCCGCUGCAGCAGAUCUGCAAGAUCCUCAACGCGCACAUGGACUCGCUGCAGUGGAUCGACCAGAACUCAGCCCUGCUGCAGAGGAAGGUGGAGGAGGUGGCCAGGGUGUGUGAGGGGCGUCGCAAGGAGCAGGAACGCAGCUUCCGAAUCACGUUCGACUGAGCGGAUGGUGUCUCCAGGGCCGUGGGUUCCGAGGGCAUUUGAUGGGGGGUGUGACCUGCUGUCUAGCUCGGGUCUACAACGAACUACAACGAGACGCUGUGUCUUUCCUUUAAACAGUUGUGCUGUCGAAAGAAUUGUUGUGUCCUUUGACUUUCCCCUUAGCAAGUCGGAAGGCUUCUGAACCCUGCAGUGCCGGCGGUGGCCGAGGGGUUGUGGCUUCUGUCUUGCGUUUGUGUAUCUUUGGAGAUGUGCUGACAGUCUCUUUUCCAGCCUGGGCUGAGUGGGCAGCCAGCCUCUCUGGCCAACACUUAGUCAGAGGCACAGUGAAAAAAACACCAAAGUAAAAAGAACCUCCAUCCUCAGAGGAGAGGGAGCCUAGUUCCGGAGUGUAAGAUGUGAACUUGUGAGAUUAACCACCAAGACCAAUGAGUAAAUUGUGACUAGAACAGACAAUGGGACAGAAUUUCAAGAGAGAAAGACAGGCCUGCAGAGAGAUCUGAACAGGGUAUUGAGAGAAGGGUAACGGGGACUCCCUUUGGAGUCCACGGGGACUCCCUUUGCCAGACUGACAUACCCACUCACCCUCCACGUCCUACCCAAGGCUUCACCUCCUCCAGGAAGCCUCAGCUCAGGCGGUGGUCAUCUUGCAGGUCCCUGUAGCACACUGAGCCUGCACCUUGGACAACACUGGCUACACAAUCCCAUGCCAGCUGCUUGUUCCUCUAUCUCACCAUUAGAUUGUGAGCUCCUGGCAGAGAGACUGUUGUUCCUCUUGGUGUCCUCAGUACAGUCCCUGUCACAUUUAUUGAAUGAAAGAACAAUGAAGAUGAAACCCGGCAUAACAUUCGUCCACAAAAAAGCCUACUUAAAUAGCCACAGUUGCUGAUGGUGGCUACAGACUUGGUUCUGAACUGCCCAGCACCAAAGUUAACCUAGUCAGUUUCAAUAAGUUCCCCUGUGUCUGGAAGGCAGAAGCCAACUGGUUGUAUCCCAAAUGUCUUUUGUAUUUGUCUUUAUAUUUGCUGCAUUCUCUGAAAUACCUAUGGCUUUUUGUUGCUUUUCUAAAUAAAAUAAAUAUAGUGUUAGACCAAAAAAA